CGUUGGAGUGGCUCUCUGAGGUUUGAAGAGAUCAGAAAUCUGCUGAAAGCAGCCCCGCUGUUUGAUUUUGGGUCACGUGGGAAAUUCACCUGCCCAUUCCUGUUUGACAAGGUUUUUUUUUUUGGCCACGUGUUCUGGCAGCUAGAAAAGAGUUUCAAGAUUUUUUAAAUGAUUAAAUAAAGAAGAAUGCCUGCUGGGGACAAUCAGUUUAAAAUCAAAAAGUGGAACCAGCCUCAUCUUGAUAAAUGUCUGAAAGUAUAACCCAGAAUUAAACAAAUCCUGUUAUAUGAGUAUAAUAAAAGAAGUGUAAUAUUUCCUCAUCCUCUUUCGGAUCAGGGGUUUUCUGUCCGAAACUUGGAUGCAGAUCAUGAGGAAGUGUGCAGUCCCGCCCCGUCUCUGCGUCGUCUCCCCUCCGGGUGCUUUCAUUCUUCUAAAAGCCUUGCAGGGAGCAGCAUGGAGGUGCUGCUGGUGCUGUGUCGGGGCGCCUCCGCCGCGCUCCGGCACGUGGAGCCGGUGAUCGUGCUGGAGCAGCUGGGGAACACUCUGUUUGAGACGGCGCUGCAGAUGGUGGUGAAGGACCGCAGCGCCAACGCCUCCAGCGAGGCCGACCAGCAGAAAGCCAUGACGGACUUCUACCUGACCUACAACCUCAUCAUCCGCUUCGUGCCGAUCGGUCCCUCCCUGCUGCUGGCCUGGCUGAGCGACCGCGGCUGGAGGAGAGCGCCCGUGGUGGUCCCUCUGAGCGGCUACCUGCUGUCCAGGCUCCUGCUGCUGCUGGUGGUUGUGGGCGGAUUCCCGCUGGGCGUCAUGUUUGCGGCGGCGGCGCUGUUCGGCCUCACCGGGGGGUACAGCGCCUUCUGGCCCGGAGUGAUGACCCUGGUGUCGCUCCGGUCCUCAGCAGCGGAACGCUCCAAGGUGAUGAUGAGAGUGGAGCUGCUGUACGGAGCAGCAGGUCUGGUGGGCAGCUUGGUGUCGGGACAUCUGUUCCAGCUCUACACCUCCAGUCUGGGUAACGGGACCAUCCUGCUGAUUGUGAGCGUCCUGCUGCACCUGCUCUGCCUCUGCCUCGCCGCGUUUGUGCUGCAGGUGAAGCAUGUGAGCCCCGAGGAGCCAGAAGAGAACCACCGGCUCCUCUCUCCAACCUCCCACAAUGCUCCUGUGGUCGAAGGCCCGGCCAAGAUCGACAGAUUGAACGUGGCUCUGCUAUUCGUCGCUGCAUUCCUGUAUGACUUUGCAGUGGGAGGAGCUAUAUCCUUGCUAGGAUCAUUUGUCCUGAAGGCGCCGCUCAGCUGGACCGCUGCACAGGUGGGGUACGGGAACGCAGCAGGCUGCGGGAUUUUCUUCACUAGUUUCCUCGGGGUUGUGGUGUUCCGGCGCUUUGCCAGCGAGGAAACAAUCAUCCUGAUUGGAAUGCUGUCCUUCGCCUCAGGGAUUUACCUCAUGUCCUUCACCACAACAACAUCCAUGUUCUACAUCGCUCGCUCCCUGAACCUGUUUGCACUCAUCCCCAUGCCAACCAUCAGAUCUCUGCUCUCCCAGCACGUUCCUGCAUCUUUAUGUGGUACCGCCCUAACCUGUCUGCAGAUGACCCUGAAGCUCGCAGGCAUAAUCUACAUCCCUGUUUUCACUCACGUCUACCAGAAAAGUCUGGAAUGGCUCCCAGGCCUGGUCUUCCUUCUGUCCAGCAUCAUUACCGUCUUUGCCAUGAUUCCCAUUAGCAACAACUGCUGGAGGGCACUGUUGGUGUUUCAGCAUUUGCUACUAACGCCGAAAAAGAAACGCCGUUUAAACGGAAGAUUGCAGUAUUUUAGGCUGCAGAACGGCUAAAGGAAAACAUCGCCAUAGCAUCCAGGAGGAUCCGCGGUGCUUGAACCAGUGAUAUGUUCACGAGGGCGGGGGACUUCCCGCUCUGCCGAGGAACAUGGCCACUGUUGUCUGAAGCUAAGAAAAUCUAAGCUGUGCCUUCGAUGUCACUUCCUCUGGUUAAAGUGGCAAAACAACAGACUGCUGCGUCUGUUACAGAUGGUAUACAAACAGGAAAGAAUACUCCUAAAGGGUUUUCGUCACAAAGAAAGUCCCUGCUGGGCUCAAAAAAGGAAGGAAAACUGAAAAGAAACGUAUUUUUUUCACUCAUGUGGCCCAUUUUUUUAUCAUCUACUUUCAGUUUUUAUGCAUAAAAUGGUGAGUUUUUUGAUUCUUAGGUGGAUUUUUGAACUUUUUGUCUUAAUUACAGAGCUAUUUGGGUUUUUAAAGGUGGUGUGAAUCUCAUCGCCCGUUGGUGAUUCAUUUUUUUGUCUUAGCUUAAAAUAUUUGGACUUUUGCAUAUUUUUUUUUGGUUGAUUAAGCUUUCUAACAACAAUGUACUGAUGUUACACUAACUGGGCUGUUGAUUAAUACCAGAGCUUCAGGCCUUAAUGUUUCUUUACCUGCUAAAAGCACUUUUCAGAUUGGACUAGACCACCAUAACCCUUGUGCUAUCCUAGGCACUUUAACAUUGAUCAAAGAUCAGAAGAAGAGCAUAACUGUUGUAAUCCGUGAGCAGACAGUCAAAGACAAACCUUCCUGUCAUUCCAAACUCCUUUGUCCUCAAAGACUAAAGAUCAAACUUUUAUUCUCCUAAAACCAUCACAUUUUUGUUGAAUGUUAGAAAAGUUCCUUUCAUUAUGAAGUCUACAAUGAAGAUUACAAUUUACAUGUGAUUGCCCUCUAGUGGAAAUUUAGAGAAAUUACACGAGGCAGAUUUUUCAUAUUUUAGGACAUUAAAAGUCACAUUAAAACAGAUCUGUACAACUUUGCAAAAUCUAUUCACAUACCAUUGAUCGUACAUUUGAAAAUAUGGCUAAAAUAUCAAAAAAAUGCAAACAAAUUGAAAAUAAUAUUUUAGAUUUAAAUCCCCUAAAGACUAAAGUCAUUUUACCAUGCAGUAUAUAGUCAAAUCACCAUGAUGGAUUUCAUAGAUGUAUGCGCAAUGUAAUCAUAAAAUAUUAUUUGACCUUGAUUUCUAAGUCCUUUAGGUUGCUGCCAGCAACCAGUCCUUUAGAAAAAAGGUAUUUUUUCUGGACCUGCUGCUGAAGCUGGAUUGGUUGUAAAGGAUGUCUUGGGGAGUGAAAGAGUAGCCAUGAUUCCUGCCGUAAUUCAGGUACAUUCUUUGGUUCAUUUAGGUUCGCACUGUGAUGAACCACACCAGGGUUCACGUAAAUGUGUAUUGUUUUCAGGAAGGGAGUUUUCUAGAGACAAAACUUGAUUUCAGGUGAAAAAGAAUCAACCCUUUUACUGGAAAACCAUU
This is a messenger RNA of Oryzias latipes (Japanese medaka), 3286 nucleotides long. It is a transcript of the gene slc46a2, whose product is annotated as solute carrier family 46 member 2. NCBI's taxonomy places the organism in Eukaryota, Metazoa, Chordata, Actinopteri, Beloniformes, Adrianichthyidae. Gene Ontology annotation, biological process: transmembrane transport. The record is from RefSeq and is a predicted model, not a curated record. Gene Ontology annotation, cellular component: membrane. Gene Ontology annotation, molecular function: transmembrane transporter activity.